CUCUGGCAGGUGACCGGACACCAAGGGCACAUUGUUGGAGGGGGUCAUUCCCUGCCCCUUUAUAAACGCCCCCAGAGUCAGGGUUUACCCAUCCUCUGUCGCUGCUGUGACUCUAAAGCAGGUACACAGUAGGAGCUCAAUAAACAGUGGAAGGGAACAGAAUGAAGAUUAUGGGGUUAGCUGUCCAGGAGGCAGAAGUUAAAAAGAAAAAAAUCCCACUAGCUCCAAGAAGAUGGAAGGACAGCGAUGUGAACUUAACUAGCUGAGAGAAGCUUAUUUGCAGGGGACAGGUUGAGACUAGAUAUGGUCCCAACUCCCUUGUCUGUCCCCCAAACAAACCUAGGUUCUCCCCUCUCUAAGGAGAGACUGCUUCCAACUCUGCCAGCGCCUCCCCCUUCCGUCCCACUCUAACCUCCUUCCCUCUCCCUCCUCUCAUCUUCCUCCUGGGGGGGGGUGCGUCUAGACAGGGUGGGCACCCCAUUGCCCCAGCUAGGAGGACGGUGGCUCCUAGCGCUGGAGCCUGGAAGGCAGGGUCUCCUGUCCCCAGCUCCUCUCCCAGGCAGGACACUGUCCCUUUAAUAGACUCCCUCUGCCUGGCGCUCUGCGGCUGGGGAGUAAAUUUCUCGCUGUCAUCAGGUCGCAGGAAGAAGAGGAGGAGUUUGUUAAUGUACAGUUUGUUCAGCGGGGAUCGAUGUUUGCUGGCAUCGCCUUGCCCUGUCUUGUGUGUGUGUGUGUGUGCCUGUGUGUGUGUGAGAGAGAGAGGGAGAGCGCGAGAGCGUGUGUGUGUGUGUGUGUGUGUGUGUGUGUAUGUGGGGGGUGUGAGUGUGUGUGUGUGUGUGAGCGAGAGUGGUCGUGUGUGUGCAUGUGCGUGUGUGUGUUUGUGUGUGUGUGUGUGUGCGCGCGCGUGUGUGUGAGAGAGUGAGUGAGUGAAUUCCAGAUUUUCUGUCUUUCCCAAACCCGCUCCUGUCCUCUCGCAUAUCACUCACAGACUGGGAUCUGACAGCAGCGACAAACCUACAGUGAGUGAUCUCUCCCCAGCGCGAAUCCGCCAUCAAGAUCAGGGACAAGGAGGAGGAGGAAGAAGAGGAAGAGGAGGAGGAAGAGGAGGAGGAGAAGGAGGAGGAGGAGGAGAAGGAGGAGGUGGAGGAAGAGGAGGAAGAGGAGGAGGAGGGAAAGAGAAGGAAGAAGAAAAAGAAGAGACCCACUGUCUUCCCGGGAUUGUUUUCCCCCCUUUACGCGCUAGUGUGCGCGUGGCGCGUGUGCGCCCCUCGUCCCUGCCAUCUGAACCCCGUCUUGGAUGUUUAAUAAAGAAAUCAAGUGUCUCACCAGUCACCAAAAAAAACAGCAAAAAGCAAAACCAAAAAGAGAAAAAAAAUCCAAAAGCAAAAACAAAAAGAGAGAGAGGGGGAAAAAACCAAACAAACAAACAAGGCAGAACCAACCUCCACUUGCAAGCAGCAGGCGCAAACCGCUUAUCUGCCACCCAGAGAGGGGGUCUCCGGCCCCGCGCUGGAGCGCUGGCAGGGGGAUCGUCAGGGGGACAGAGGCCGAGUGACGUCCUAGGAGCCACAGAAAGACGAGCGAGACUGCGGCCCCCGCGCGCGGCUCGGGGCUGGGGCGCCAGAAGUGAGACUGGAGCUAAGUAGAGCGAUGCCAAGGAGGAAACAGCAGGCACCCAAGCGGGCUGCAGGCUAUGCCCAGGAGGAAGUUCUGAAGGAAGAGGAGGAAAUAAAGGAGGAAGAGGAGGAGGAGGAAGACAGUGGUUCGGUGGCUCAGCAUCAGGGCAGUAAUGACACGGGGACAGAUGAGGAACUAGAAACAGUCCCGGAGCAGAAAGGCUCCUUCAGCUGCCAGAACUCGCCAGGGAGCCACCUGUCCAACCAGGACGCAGAAAAUGAAUCACUUCUGAGUGAUGCCAGUGACCAGGUGUCAGACAUCAAGAGCAUCUGUGGCCGAGAUGUCUCGGACAAGAAAGCAAACGCUCACCGCAAGCUUCCAAGCGAACCCCAUAACUGCAUGGAUAAAAUGACAGCCGUCUAUGCCAAUAUCCUGUCAGAUUCCUACUGGUCAGGCCUGGGCCUUGGCUUCAAAUUAUCCAACAGCGAGAGACGGAAUUGUGACACCCGCAAUGGCAGCAGCAAGAAUGAUUUUGAUUGGCACCAAGAUGCCCUGUCCAAAAGCCUCCAGCAGAACUUGCCUUCCCGGUCUGUCUCUAAGCCCAGCCUAUUCAGCUCUGUGCAGCUGUACCGGCAGAGCAGUAAGAUGUGCGGCUCGGUGUUCACCGGGGCCAGCAGGUUCCGCUGCAGACAGUGCAGCGCGGCCUACGACACUCUGGUGGAGCUGACCGUGCACAUGAAUGAGACAGGCCACUAUCAAGAUGACAACCGCAAAAAAGAUAAGCUCCGACCCGCGAGCUACUCAAAGCCCCGGAAAAGGGCCUUCCAGGACAUGGACAAAGAGGACGCGCAGAAGGUUCUGAAAUGCAUGUUUUGCGGCGACUCCUUUGAUUCCCUGCAAGACCUGAGCGUCCACAUGAUAAAGACAAAACAUUACCAAAAAGUGCCUUUGAAGGAACCGGUACCAACCAUUUCCUCUAAAAUGGUCACACCAGCCAAGAAGCGUGUUUUCGACAUCAACAGGCCUUGCUCCCCGGACUCCACCACGGGGACACAGGCAGAAUCGUUUUCUUCCCAGAAAAACACCAACUUGCAGCUGCCCUCCAACAGCCGCUACGGCUACCAAAACGGAGCCAGCUACACCUGGCAGUUCGAGGCCUGCAAGUCACAGAUCUUAAAGUGUAUGGAGUGUGGCAGUUCCCAUGACACCUUGCAGCAGCUCACCACCCACAUGAUGGUCACAGGUCACUUUCUCAAAGUCACCAGCUCUGCCUCCAAGAAAGGCAAGCAGCUGGUGUUGGACCCGCUGGCCGUGGAGAAAAUGCAGUCGCUGUCCGAGACCCCAAACAGCGAGUCUCUGGGCGCUAAGCCGUCAAGUAACUCUGCCUCUGACUGCACGGCCUCUAGCACCGAGUUAAAGAAAGAGAGCAAGAAGGAGAAGGCGGAGGAGAUCAACGAAGACGAGCAAGGGGUGAAAGGCGAGGAAUACGAAGACCCUCUACAGAAACCUCUCGACCCCACCUUAAAAUACCAGUAUCUGAGAGAGGAGGAUUUGGAAGAUGGCUCAAAGGGUGGAGGGGACAUCUUAAAGUCACUGGAAAAUACUGUAACCACAGCCAUCAACAAGGCCCAAAACGGUGCUCCCAGCUGGAGCGCAUACCCGAGUAUCCACGCAGCCUACCAGCUGUCAGAGGGUGCCAAGCCACCCAUGGCAAUGGGCUCUCAGAUACUGCAAAUCAGACCCAACCUCGCCAACAAGCUAAGGCCCAUCGCGCCCAAGUGGAAAGUCAUGCCGCUUGGCCCUGUGCCCACAAACCUGGCCCUGUACACUCAAGUUAAGAAGGAGACAGAAGACAAAGACGAAGUCGGAAAGGAGUGCGGGAAGGAAAGUCCCCGUGAAGAGGCAACAUCUCUCAGCCAGUCUGAGGGGGAGUCUUUCUCCAAAAUUGAAACACCCUCAGAAUCCAGAAAGGCUGAGCCCUGUCCCCCGAAGGAGGGAGAGAAGCUGCCGAAAGAGAAACCAGAGCCAUUAGAACCUGUAUCUUCUCUGAGCAACGGGUGCGCACCGGCUAACCACACCCCGGCCCUGCCUUGCAUCAACCCGCUCAGUGCGCUGCAGUCUGUCCUCAACAACCACCUAGGUAAAGCUACUGAGCCUUUGCGCUCUCCUUCCUGCUCCAGCCCCAACUCAAGCACAAUCUCUAUGUUCCACAAGUCUAGUCUCAGCGCAGUGGACAAACCGGUCCUAAGUCCCUCCUCCACCAGGCCGGCCAGCGGAUCCCGACACUACCUGUUUGAGAACAGUGACCAGCCCAUUGACCUGACCAAAUCCAAAAGCAAGAGGGCCGAGUCCUCGCAAGCACAAUCCUGCACGUCCCCACCUCAGAAGCAUGCUCUCUGUGACAUUGCUGAUAUGGUCAAGGUCCUCCCCAAAGCCACCACCCCCAAGCCAGCUGCUCCCUCGAGGGUCCCGCCCAUGAAGCUGGAAAUGGAUGUCAGGCGAUUCGAGGAUGUUUCUGGCGAAGUCUCGACUUUGCACAAGAGGAAGGGCAGGCAGUCCAACUGGAACCCCCAGCACCUGCUCAUCCUUCAGGCGCAGUUCGCCUCGAGCCUCUUCCAGACAUCGGAGGGCAAAUAUCUGCUCUCUGACCUGGGCCCACAGGAGCGGAUGCAAAUCUCAAAGUUCACGGGACUCUCGAUGACCACAAUCAGCCACUGGCUGGCCAAUGUCAAGUAUCAGCUUAGAAAAACAGGGGGGACAAAAUUCCUGAAAAACAUGGACAAAGGGCACCCCAUCUUUUACUGCAGUGACUGUGCCUCCCAGUUCAGAACCCCCUCUACUUACAUCAGCCACUUAGAGUCUCACCUGGGCUUCCAAAUGAAGGACAUGACGCGGAUGGCGGCUGACCAGCCAAGCAAGGCGGAGCAGGAGAUCUCCCGGGUGUCGUCGGCUCAGAGGUCUCCGGAAACAAUAGCCGGUGAAGAGGACACAGACUCUAAAUUCAAGUGUAAGUUGUGCAGUCGGACAUUUGUGAGCAAACACGCAGUAAAACUCCACCUAAGCAAAACGCACAGCAAGUCACCCGAGCACCAUUCUCAGUUUGUAACAGACGUGGAUGAAGAAUAGUUCCGCAGGACAAAUGCCUUAGCCUGGAUCUUCCUGCCUGGAUCUCCCUCACCAGCCCUUCUCCGUUCGUUGCACCCUUGCUUCUGACAUUGGACCACUGACCUCCUCCUGACACCCGGCUCCAAGAAGACUGCAGAAAAAGAAAAAAAAAAUCCCACCAACCAUCUCUCUUCAUCCUCACUAACAAUUUGGUAAUGAAGUAUUGAUUUCCACUUCUCUCCUUAUGGACGAUAUUAGAUUUUCAUUGAUAAACUGCAACGGGACUGUCGCAUCUCUGAGGCCCUCUUCACCGUCAGGAAGAAACAAAGUGCCACCGCGGAAAAAUAAUGACUGGGAGCAUUGACGCACUUACUUUGUCAGUUUGUAACAGGAAAGGGAGGGGGCACAUCACUCUUCAUAGUUUAAUGUCCAAGUGGGCUGCUCUUGGGAGUUUACUUUUCAUGGUAACGUCCAUUUCCUAUUUAUAACCCCCCUGGGAACGUUUGUCUAAAGGAAAUGUUUCUGUUCAGUGUAACAAUUAAGGUUGCACCUGGAUUCCCUAGUCCUGCCCCUGCACCGGGGAGCCAUUAAUCACCUCAGAGUAGAAGAGUUAUUAAGUUAAACCGGAGUUUGAGCCAAGAAAACCUCCCAACCAUGUUCAUCUUCUGUGAAAGUUGUUGGAAUAGACAGGCUUAACCGUGUUGCUGCCAAAGGCUUUUUCCUGUGGAGUGCGUCCUCCACGGUUAUCUUGAGUGGUUUUGUAAGCUUAGCUCCCAGCAUGCACCACUGUAGGAUGAGCCCUGCAAACCGGGAGGGGUGCAGACUAGAACCCCAGAGAAAGCAAGAUGGCAAUGCAUCACCGAGAGUGCCAGGUGAAGAGGCCACCUUCACUGGCAACCCCUCCUUGCCGGACCUGUUGCCUCUCAAAUGCAGCUUCUCCUUUGAACCAGCAGAAUGCAUGAAAACAGGGUGUCCGUUUUAAACGUGUUCCUGCAACUUUUUUCAUUAAAACUUUAAGGGCCCAAUUUUAAUUUGUGGAAUAUUCCCGUUAAUAAUGAGAUCUAAUUAAGACAUCCAUUAAAAGCCCGUUAAAGUUAAUUUAACGUAAAAAUUCCAAUAGAACUGUAUUAGAUUUUCUCCAUUAAAUUAACGUUAUGGAUUUUUAACGGAUGUCUUAAUUACACGUUAUUAUUAACGGGAAUACUGUAUUACACAGAUUAAAAUCAGGUCCUAAGUCAACUUGGAAAAGCUAAGAGCAUGUUUUAAUAUUAAAGUCUCACAGACCUAGUACACAGUUUGGAAGCGCAGGGGAAGAUGCAGUUAUUCUAGCUGAGCAUUUUCUGUACAAUGGAGAGUAAUCUAUAAUAGAUAAAUCCAUCAUUUCAUUUAAACAAUGGUCUCUUUAUUCUCAUAGGACAGCCAAGUCUGGAUUGUAUUGUAAAUUGCUACUCGGCUAUAGGUGAAAUAUUUAAACUAUUCUCAGCACAAUAUUCUGAAACAAAUGACUAUUUUGUGUUCUUGUUUUAAUUACCAAGGUUAUCCAAAAGAAAAGGGGGGGGGGAGUGUGAAGGCUGACAAAAUGAAGCCAAAUACAUCCUUUUCACCGUUUAUUAUAAAGGCUGCCUGUUGGAAAUGUCUUGGAAAUUUUGACAUGAUCCCUAAAUUCGACGCUGGGAUUUAAAAUAAAAUUUGAAGAAGAAAAAAAAAGAAAGAAAAAAAACUUAUUUACCUCCUAAGGAAAGUGUUGCCCUUAUGCCACAUAUAAUAGCAAAUUGCUUUUUUUAUGGCAUGCAUAACCUAGAUGGGGAAAAAUACGGUGCUUCAGGGAAGGAGGGGAAAAGUAAAUGAAGUUCCAGGAAUGUCAUUCUGAAGUAAUGAGGCAUGGACGGAAAAUAUACCCCUCACAUCAUCGGAUUGAGAUGGCAGGCGAAAUAGCUUCAUUGAAGUGUCAGCACUCAUCCAUCAAUCAAUCACCCACAAGGAAAAAUAACAACAGUACAACGGGGCGGCUUUUAUGGGAUUUACUCAUGGGCACGGGGAACAGCGGCUCGGAUGUAGUUCUGACAUGAAAAGCAAGGUGCUGAUAUUAUUUUUUAUGAUGGGAGGAUCAUAAAGUGAAUUGAGAACAGAGAGAGGUCUGUCUGCUUAACCUGUUCAACCAGAAAUGAACGGAACUCAGCUGGAAAGGACCGUCUUCGGAUGGGUUAAGAUGGAAGGGUGGACUCGGCUGAGCUCUGUCCUUCAACGGGAGAUUCUAUUAAAGGGGGGGGUGGGCGGGAUAAUACAUUAGCACGGGGCUCCGUGAAGCUGAUAAAAAUCGCCUGCUCCAACCCAGGGUUAUUAGGCAAAGCUACAUAAUUCAGAUCCUCUGGAACCAACCAAAAGCAAACGCUGAGCUCGUGACCCACCUGGGAGGACCCAAUACAGUUCCAAACUCCUAGGUAACCGGUUCACUCCUAAGAAGAAAAUAAGAAUAAAUCGCUGUUUCGAAUAUAAUCUAUAUGGUUCUAUUAGUGCAAUUUCUCUGGUGGGGUGAGGUGGGAGGCGAGAGACAAAAAUAUUGAUAAAUUUGGUUAGACUCCUGAGUUGUCACUUGGCAACUGUGAACGUCGCCGCUGAGAGACAGCUGUUAAUGUUCUCUGCAGAAAACAAGGUCUGAGCCGGCACCAUGCCGUGCACAGCUCCGUGUAUUUCUAGACACCGGGCCUGUCUUCAUUUGGCAAGCCUGGGAAGCUUCUAGAAACUUCUUCCUGGAGAGAAAAAAAAAUGAAAUAGCUUGAACUCCAGGAGAAUGUUUUUAUCUGCUUGCCUACCACUUCCUUCCUCCCUCAGAUAAGCUGGAACCACAGAAAUGGAAGAGGAAUGAUAUGCAAAUAUCAUGCAAAUUACCUUUGAGUACCUCCACUCUUCAGCCACCCUUUGGGAUCAGAGACAAUGAGAGGUACCCUUUCCUUCUCCACGCCUCCUUCCAACUAAGGCCACCAACCGGCUGAAACGCGAAGAGCCCAUUAAAAUAUAUAUAUAUGCAAAUAUUUAAAUUUUAUGUAUUUCAGCAAAUCUGCAGAUAGACAUCAUAAGCUCUGACAGCACUUUUCCAACAGGAAAAGCAAUUUAUUCAGCAAAUUCUCUCAACCCAUCUUGUUAGGCUCCUACCAUGUGUAUCCCGGAAAUAGGAGUACCACCACGAACCUUUCAUCUCGGCCCUCCUGUUUCAGACAGGACUGUUUCACCAGCCACUGCCUGGACAUCUGAGGACAGUGUCCACUGAGGGUCAGAAUCCUAGUAUUUUCACAAUAAGGAAUUUUUCCCUGUGAAAAACAUACAGGGAAGAAAAGGAGCUUCCAAAUAGGUUAAGGCCUAAAAGCCAUAAAAAUAAAUCGGAUAGCCCAGACAGCCCCCAAGGAAUUUCGUUGAGAACACAAAUAGAUUUCCCUAAAAACUCACCACCAAAAUAUGCCUGCUUGGUCGCUCGGCUCUUACAUAACUAAUGUUCUGAGCAAAAUCCCCCAAAUUCUGUUGCAACAGAAAACAUGAAUUACAGUGCCAUGUUGGGAAGAGGUGAGUGAGCGUAUAUGAGUGUGUGUGUGUGUGUGUGUGCGUGCGCGCGCUCGCGCGCGUGCGUGCGUGUGCAUGCUCAUGGUGGAUGUUCAUACCUGCAUCCAUAUGUUUGCCGUGUUGGGAAGAGGUGAGUGAGCGUAUAUGAAUGUGUGUGAGUAUAUGUGUGUGUGUGUGUGUGUGUGUAUGUGUGUGUGUGUGCGCGCACACGCACUCGUGGUGGAUGUUCAUACCUGCAUCCAUAUGCUGGAAGCUCACUGAUGACUACCGUCUGGAUAGGACAGUGAUAAGAAUCUUCAAAAACUUUUCAGUCAACCUGAAGACACAGAUCAUACAAGGUCCCCAGAUUCUGUUUAUCAUCUGCCACUGGCCAGGUUAUCUGACAAGGCUCAGGCCUUUCUUCUUCUUUUUUUUUUUUUUUUGGAGGGGGGGGAUCAUUUUUAAAUGUGUUCAAUGUUUUUAUAAAAGGAAGGAAAGAGAAGAGGGGGAGGAAGACAGCAGCAGCUUCUAUUAGGACUAAAGAGAUGGCUCAGUGGUUGUGAGCACUGGCUGCUCUUACAACAGACCUGGGUUCAGUUCCCAGCACACUCACGGCCACUCAAGUUCUGGCCUCCGAGUUCACCAGACACACACAUGAUACACAUACGUACACAUGCAAGUCCUCGCACACACACACAUUAAGUAAGAACAUAUAAAGUGCCGUAUUCCCGUGAUCCGCUGUCCCCUGAAUAGAGUGCCAGUGUGGAAAUGAAUAUAAAAUAACAAGGGAAUAUGUUGAAGGCCAUAAACUGCACAUACACACAUAGUUCUAAAGCAAAUUCAGUGCUGUCUGUUUUGAAGAGGCAAAAGCAACAAAAAAAAAAAAUCAAAACUCAACUUUUGGUUUAUUUUGCUCCCUCUGUGAGGUGCAAAAAAUGCUAAUUUCAUUUUCUCCCUUCCUCUGUGUGGCACUUUCUCCAAAUAGCCAUAAAAUACUUUUAGACAAAGAUUGAGCUGGAGGAAGAGAUGUGACUCUCCAGCCCUGUGGAUGAAGAGCUGCAUCUCUCUGGCAGGAAAAACCGCGCAUCGUCUUUAGAAUUUCCCGGCUAGAAUUUGACCGCUCCAUCCAAAGUAAACUGUCCUUAGGUUUCCUGUGACAGCGUUAGAAGGCUAUGCAGAUAUAUAAUUCCCGGUCUCUAGUUAAAAUCUCCUUCCAAUAGUUAUGAACCCUUGGCUAACAGGCCUAGUAGUGCCUCCAAAAGUUAUUCAUGCACAAGGCGACCCAAAGCUUUUUUUGGGGGGGGAUGGGGGGCGUGCAAUAGUGGAAAUGUUUUAUGGAUUAGAAAUGGCCUGUCUUAAAAUGCUAGUACCAGGUGGAAUGAUAUUUCUGCAACAAGACUGUCCGUUUCCCUUGGAAAAAUAUAUUCGGAGUAAAAUAGCUCUUCCGAGAAGUGACACCCUGGCUUGACACCCUUCAGCAUACAAAUGACGUGACAAUAGCCAUACACUGCCGUGAGGGCUGUCUACAGUAACGUCUGUUUGAAGGAAACAGAUCAAAUACAGCCCCUUGAACUGUGUUUAUUUGCUUAAAACAGCUUUUGGAAAUAAAAGUAAUAACUUUUGGUUGGAGCCCCCAGGAGAUGUUAAAAAAAAAAAGUUUGAAAAAAAAUACAUUACUUUAAAAAAAAAAAUCUAAGUCUAAGCACUCCCUUGAAGCCUUUCAGGAAAUAUAUUUCAGUAUGCUCUCUGAAUUAUUUUGCACCUGAAACCUACAUCUGACUGUCUGUCCCCAGGCAAAGGCUAAUAUUUAUAGAACGAACAAUCUCUGAUUAUGUCUCAACUAUAGAGCUGGGUCCGGUCCUAUUUUCACUUUCAAAAUGACUUCUGGAACACUCCGGAGUUAUAAAGGUGUGUGCAGAUAUUGAGGGACAGAAAGUUCCACCGAUCUACGCCAAAGAAACAAUUAAAACAGUGUGGGUCCGUUCUGCCUGGAGAGAAAGCCCGCAGAAAUCCGAGUCGAGACGCAAGACUUUGCCUUCCUUCUUCACGCUGCAAACGUAACAAACGUGCCAAAAUGUGACCUUUGGCUCAGGGUUCUUCCGCGUCAUAAAACCCCAGUUUGGCACACACUUUUAGGUCUCAUCCCCUUGGGCUUGCUUCCUGAGAGCUGGAUCCCAGAAGGAUGAACCGCAAACUUUCAAACCCCUUGAAUAUCCAAGCGGACCUGUGACGGCCAACUGUUUCUGGUUCUGCAGGAGUCUUCUGUGACAAGCUGGGAAAGGUCUCUUGCAUCCAUUCCAAAUUUUGAAUCUAUCUUAAUUAAAAAAAAAAAAAAAAAGUAACUGGGCUCCGGGUGGGGACAGAGGGGUUCAGAAAAAUUUUCAGGAACCACAUUUAUCCUUGCUCUGGAGGGAAGUGUUUGCUUCCGGGACAGAAACAAACAUUUUUAUAUUCAGAAAGCAGACGAAUUGUUUUCAGAGAAAAUGACUGCAGCCAUACCUGUAGAAUGCUCGGUGCGCGGCCUCUACUCUCUCCCGCAUGCCGGGUGUGCGGUGUUGGUGCACUAGAAGAAGGGGGAACGAACAGGCUGCUCUGCUGGGAGAGCGGCAGCCUGCAUGGCUGGGAACACCAUGCUGUACAUAUUUGUAUAUACUGACUAGAUCGCCGUGUACGGACGCAGAUUUUCUUUUUUAUAUAUUUACUUGAUUCUGUUUCCUACCAGACUGGCCCACAAUGCGGGAUUGUUUUGCAUUGGAGAGAAAAAAAAAAAAAAACAACCAAUAUGCUUGUCAUUUCCCCUGAUCAUUCACUUCUGAUAGCUUAUGGAAGCAUUAGGGCUGUGUUUCUUAAGAAAUUCUAAGAACCACGGCCGUCCGCCUGCAUGAGCCCAUCCGGUCGCUGGAUCCAAGGAGGAACCGAUGCCCUGAUUUGGCUGAGUUUUCCUCUAAAGGCAUGCUUUACCCCAUGGGAAAACCACAAACUCAUCCAUGUAGAACUAGCCUCUUUGCAUUUUAUCUAACAGUGCCUGGGAAACAAAAAAAAAAAAAAAAAAAAAAAAAAAAAAAAAAAGAUUAUUUUUAAUGUCUUCUUUAGAGGAAGAAUUCAUAAUUGUCAAAAUUUGAAACAUUAGCUUAAUUUUGUUUUUAUGACCCCGUGCUUCUGCUCUUUAUUUAUUCCGUUACUGUUGUAAUGGGGCCCCAGGCCGUUCCUGACAUCAUCGUGUUCCUCCGCGGCAUUAAGGAUGUUUUUAAAAUUACACAGAUUAUUGAGCCAACAGGCUGUUUUAAUCAAAACCAUGUUUCACUUGUUUAGGAGGCUUAUAAAUUGUCCUUGCAAUGAAGAAGACAGGGGAGAAAAAAGGGAAAAAAAGAAAAGAAAAGAAAAAGGACGAAAAUAACAAAACCAAAAGUGAUCCACUGGGAAGAUUAUACCACCGUGUGGCCAGACAGACUCAUCACAGACAGGCCUCUUUGCCUGCUUCUCUAGGAAUCUGGAAAACACUUCCCUUGUUUUCCCAACAUCCUGAAACUCAUUCUCAAGGCCAACGCUGUUUGCAAAGUUCCAAAGGUCUUUGCCACCUCGUCACCAUCCAAAGGCAAAUGGUCCAGCUGGGAAAUGAUCUUCCAGGGGGAAGAAUGAGUAUUUCAGAAAAGGUGGGCCUCUUUUCUUUGGUCCCUAGGCGCCACCAACCUGUCACCACCACCCUCACUGUAAACAAUCAGGUGUGAUAUCCCUUAGGACCUAAAUCAGAGCAACAGCAGCUACCCCAUCAGCCCCUUGAGGGAUAAAAAUGACGUAGGCGUGGACCCACUUCAAGCAUGGGCCUGCCUAUGCUGCCCUUGCCCGGAAGUUACCUGCAGAAAGAGACAGUUUUAAUACAGUUUUAUCACUAGGAAUAAAUCCUGAUGGUGGAAAUGAAGAAAGCCCUUAAAUUAUAUCACAAAAGCCAUUAUUUUUUACAUCUAAAGAGUGGGCUUUUUUUUUUAAGGAAAACUCAUUCUACUUUGAGAAUGUAAUUAAAGCCCUAAAUAACCGAUAAUACUCUUAGCUACUAUGAAAACACAACAGCAUGCUCGCCAAGGUUGUAUGGAGCCCCUCAUUUCCAUCAAAAAGCUGUCUCUAGGUGAAUUAUUUACACUUUUAAACUUGAUAACUCUUUCUGUUUGUAGCAAAAGGGAAAACAAAAAAGUCCUUUUCCUCCUCGCUCAGCAGUUAUUUUAAACAGACCCUUCCCACCUGAAACCUCACAGUGAUGGUCCUGAGAGUCUUCCCUGCGGACCUAAGGACCUGGGUAUGCUCUCUGAGAAUUUUGCCAGAGGCUUCCUUCAUUGUGACGCAACAGACCCUGAACCACAGUUCUGGAAUCUACUGGUAGCGGUGCUAGACUGCAGAGGCACCUCCUGACACCAUUAGUUUGGCAGGUGUCCGUCAUUUCAGACUUUGGCCAAUUUAGGGAAGAAAAAAAUGGAAAUUAAAAGAGUGAAGAGACGGGGGAGAGGGGGAUAAAAACCCAUACACACAGAUGCACUUAAAACAUGAAAAGAAUUAUUUAUAUGAUAAAAAUAUAUUUAGAUUUUCAAAGCACAAGACUGAAUUGAAGUGCUCUUUUUACGCUUCCUGGAGAUGGCACUGCUAAAUGUCUUUCUACAUCAGGCUUUAAUAAAUCGGUAAUGACAUUUGA
Messenger RNA from Alexandromys fortis (reed vole), 12937 nucleotides. RefSeq names its product teashirt zinc finger homeobox 2 (gene Tshz2). The coding region runs from base 1651 to 4743 and encodes 1030 amino acids. The transcript is spliced from 3 exons. The record is from RefSeq and is a predicted model, not a curated record. Gene Ontology annotation, cellular component: nucleus. Lineage: Eukaryota; Metazoa; Chordata; Mammalia; Rodentia; Cricetidae. Gene Ontology annotation, biological process: regulation of transcription by RNA polymerase II. Gene Ontology annotation, molecular function: DNA binding; DNA-binding transcription factor activity, RNA polymerase II-specific.